AUGUACCCAGGAAACUCGCACGCCACCUACAACAACCAGUACCAGCGUCCUUCGGGUCCUCCUCCUUCGCGGAUAUACCAGCCCCCUGCGGGUCCACCGCCAUCCCGGCAGUAUGAGCGCCCAGCUGCUCCUCCUCCAAACUGGGGAAAUCAACAGACGCAGACAUAUCAAGGUACCGGUGGUAUUUCGUACCAGCAGCCAACCCAACAACCUCCAAUGCCAAAUUUCAACAUGCAAAAUCAGCAAAUCAAUGGCACCAACAAUGUGCAGCAGUUCCAGUACUCAUCUUGUACCGGUCGCAAGAAAGCACUGCUGAUCGGAAUCAAUUAUAUUGGCACGAACAACGCAUUGAGAGGAUGCAUCAAUGAUGCGCACAACAUGUUUAAUUUCUUGACCCAGACUCAGGGAUACAAGGCUGAAGACAUAGUAAUGCUGACAGACGAUCAAAGAGAACUUGUCAAGGUUCCAACCAGGGCCAACAUGAUCCGUGCUAUGCAAUGGCUUGUGAAAGAUGCACGGCCAGGCGAUUCCUUAUUUUUCCAUUACUCAGGCCAUGGAGGACAAGAGGAAGACCAGGAUGGAGACGAGGAAGAUGGGUUUGACGAUUGUAUUUACCCGGUGGACUUCCAGCAAGCAGGAUCUUUGAUUGACGACGUGAUGCACGACAUAUUAGUUAAGCCAUUGCCAGCAGGUUGCAGACUCACAUGUAUCUUCGACUCCUGUCAUUCGGGAACUGCUCUCGACCUGCCUUUCUGUUACAGAGCCCAAGAUGGUGGCAUCAAGGAAUACAAUGUCUGGAAGGAAAGUUCAGGCGAUGCCGUCAAUUUGGUGACAGGCUAUCUUACUCGCAAUACUGGCUUGAUGAUGAGCUCUGUCAACAACGUCUUCAAGCGUAUCAAAGCAACUUCCGGAUCACGAGCUGAGCAGAUCAAGCAGGCCAAGAUGUCACCUGCGGAUGUCAUCAUGUUCUCUGGUUGCAAAGACUCACAAACCUCUGCGGAUGCUAAUGAAGCCGGCUCUUUCACAGGUGCUUUGAGUUAUGCGUUCAUCAAGGUUUUGAGAGAGAACCCUAUACAGAGCUAUCUCACGCUGUUGCAAAACAUCAGAGCAGUGCUUGCACAAAAAUACACUCAAAAACCACAGCUCUCUUCAUCCCAUCAGAUCGAUCCAAAUGUUCGGUUUAUUAUGUAA
This is a messenger RNA of Ogataea angusta, 1191 nucleotides long. RefSeq lists its product as uncharacterized. The coding region runs from base 1 to 1191 and encodes 396 amino acids. NCBI's taxonomy places the organism in Eukaryota, Fungi, Ascomycota, Pichiomycetes, Pichiales, Pichiaceae. Gene Ontology annotation, molecular function: cysteine-type endopeptidase activity. The record is from RefSeq and is a predicted model, not a curated record. The transcript has a single exon. Gene Ontology annotation, biological process: proteolysis.